AUGAAUCAGAGGAGGAGGAAUGAUCCCUUCAAGUUAGUUGAUGUGGGUCUUGAGAUUGGAACCUUGGUUAGUCCAGGUGAGUUUAUUGUUGGUUGGAGAGGACCUUCCUCUGGGAUUGAAUUUCUAGUGGAUCCUUUUGACAGGACAUGCAAGUUUUGUUUCUCAAGAGAUAUGGCUUUCUCUUUCAGAGGCAGUGUAGAGCAUGCAGUGAUAAAAUGUAAUUUUAAGAUGGAGUUCUUGGUGAGAGAAAUUACUGAGAUUUCUAACUAUAAAGAUUCAUCAGGUUUUGUAAUUAUGUUGCAGCUGGCUUCACCACCCUGGCUUUGGUAUAGAACUGCUGAUGAUGAUGUAUAUGAAACAGUUGCUUUUGAUGUUUUGGAUGAUGAUGAUCCUUGGAUAAGAACCACUGAUUUUACUCCUAGUGGAGCUUUCGGUCGAUGUAAUUCCUACAGGGUUUCUAUUUCUCCCCGCUAUGAGGGAAAAUUGAAAAAUAUCUGGGAAUAUCUUCAGAAUCAGAGGGUGCGUGUUCACAGCCUUAAGUGGCCACCGAGUGUCAGGGAUGAACUUGAUUUUGGGAUUCCCAUGUCAGACAUAUUCUCUUCUAUCCAUUACAGAAAAGGUAUUGAAUUUGAGAUACUUUUUUUAGUGAAUGCGGUAAUGCACAAAGGCAUCUUUAACCAGUAUAGGAUGACUGGAAGUUUCUUUGAUCUACUAAGAAGCCAACCCAAGGAGGUAAAUUUGGCUGCACUGAAGCACAUCUGGUCCUCUAAAUGCCCAGUGUUUGACGCCUACAAGAGGUUGAAACUUGUCCAAGAAUGGAUUUUGAAGAAUCCCAAGGUACUUCAGAGACCCAAGCAGAUGAUCGAUAUUGUUGAGAUCAGACGGCUGGUGAUUACUCCCACAAAAGCAUAUUGUCUGCCACCGGAAGUUGAACUUUCCAAUAGGGUUCUUAGAAGAUAUAAUGAUGUGUCUGAUAGAUUUUUAAGGGUCACCUUUAUGGAUGAAGGUAUGCAGACGAUUAAUUUGAAUGUUCUGAACUAUUAUGUUGCCUCCAUAGUGAAGGACCUAACAUCAAAUUCUGCCCCCCAAAAAACGACGGUGUUCAAAAGAGUGAAGACUAUUCUGACUAAUGGGUUUAAUUUGUGUGGGCGAAAAUAUUCUUUUCUAGCCUUUUCAUCCAACCAAUUGAGGGACCGUUCUGCUUGGUUCUUUGCUGAAGACAAGAACAUAUCCGUCCAUAAUAUCACAAAUUGGAUGGGGAAGUUCACUGACCGAAACGUUGCCAAGUGUGCUGCAAGGAUGGGCCAGUGCUUCUCAUCUACCUAUGCUACAAUAGAAGUUCCAUCACUAGAGGUCAAUUUUGAGCUUAAAGAAAUCAAGAGAAAUGGAUAUGUCUUCUCUGAUGGUAUUGGUACUAUUUCACAUGAUCUUACAAUGGAAGUUGUGGAGAAACUCAAAUUGGACAUGAACAACCCACCCUCAGCUUUUCAGAUUAGAUACGCUGGCUGCAAAGGGGUUGUGGCUUGUUGGCCAUCAAAAGGUGAUGGAAUCAGACUGUCACUGAGGCCCAGCAUGAACAAAUUCACGUCUAACCAUGCUAUCUUGGAGAUUUGUUCUUGGACAAGAUUUCAGCCUGGUUUCCUGAACAGGCAGAUUGUUACCUUACUUUCAGCGCUAAAUGUUCCAGAUGAAGUGUUUUGGGACAUGAUGGAGUCUAUGAUUUUCAAAUUACACAAGAUGGUUGAGGACCCAGAUGUUGCAUUUGAGGUUCUCCUUGCAUCAUGUUCUGAACAAGGGAAUAGUGCGGCCAUAAUGUUGAGUGCAGGUUUUAAUCCUCUAACAGAACCUCAUCUGAGAGGCAUGUUGGCUUCAAUAAGAGCAGCACAGCUUUGGGGCCUCCGGGAGAAGGCAAGGAUUUUUGUUCCUUCUGGAAGGUGGUUGAUGGGCUGCUUGGAUGAACUGGCAGUACUAGAACAAGGCCAGUGUUUCAUCCAGGUCUCCAGUCCAUCACUACAAAAUUGCUUUUCGAAACAUGGUUCUAGGUUUUCUGAGAUCCAAAGAAAUCUAGAAGUGGUAAAAGGAUUUGUGGUGAUAGCGAAGAAUCCUUGUCUUCAUCCAGGGGAUAUAAGAAUUCUCGAAGCUGUUGAUGCCCCUGAUCUACAUCAUUUGUGUGAUUGCCUUGUUUUCCCCCAGAAAGGUGAUAGGCCCCACACAAAUGAAGCUUCUGGGAGCGACCUUGAUGGGGAUCUUUAUUUUGUCACCUGGGAUGAAAAUCUUGUUCCACCCAGCAAAAGAAGCUGGACUCCUAUGGAUUAUGAACCUGCAGAUACCAAAACUUUGACACACCCUGUCAGCCAUUCGGACAUAAUAGGAUUUUUUGCCAAGAACAUGGUACAUGAAAACUUGGGAGCAAUUUGCAAUGCCCAUGUGGUUCAUGCUGACAGGAGUGAGUAUGGAGCUUUGGACGAGAACUGCAUACUCUUGGCAGAAUUGGCAGCUAUAGCUGUCGAUUUUCCCAAGACUGGGAAACUUGUGACAAUGCCUUCUCAUUUAAAACCAAAAAUCUACCCAGAUUUUAUGGGAAAAGAGGAUUAUCGAUCAUAUAAAUCAAAUAAAAUUCUGGGAAGGUUGUAUCGACGCAUAAAAGAUGUCUAUAAUGAUGAUACUUCCAAUGCAGAUUUUGUUACCGGAGAUAUCCCUUAUGAUACUGAUUUGGAUAAACCCGGAUCUGCCGGUUUUCUUCUUGAUGCCUGGGCCCAGAAGUGUUUAUACGAUUGGCAGCUUACCAGUCUUCUUGGGCAGUAUAAAGUGAAAAGGGAAGAAGAGAUUGUAACAGGCCAUGUUUGGUCUAUGCCUAGAUACACCAGUAGGAAGGAAGGGGAGCUGAAGGAGAGGCUGAAACAUUCUUACAGUGUCUUGAAGAAAGAAUUCCGACAGAUUUUUGAGAACAUGCACCCAGAAUUUGAGCAACUCACUGAGGAUGAGAAGAAUAUUCUGUAUGAACAGAAGGCAUCAGCUUGGUACCAGGUUUGUUACCACCCCAAGUGGGUGGAUAAAUCUCGGGAAUUGCAAGAGCCUGUUUGUGCUGAAAAUCCCUUAAUGUUGAGUUUUGCAUGGAUUGCGGUUGAUUACCUUGCUCGAAUCAAGAUCAAAUCUCGUCAAAUGGGAGAUAUUGAUUCUACCAAGCCAGUCAACUCUCUAGCAAGGUAUCUUGCUGAUAGAAUAUGACAAGGACUUGAAGUCAUUACCCACAACCUUUAGGCUGCAAGACCACUCUGCCUUUAUAGAAGAAUAAGCUUCCAAGCAUUUUAUUAACAUGGUAUUUUCCGGAUUUUUCUUAUCAUAAUUAUAAAUGAAAAUUGGAGCUUUAAUACAGUCUACAAACUUUAUCAAGUUUCCUGCAUUUCCUACGGUCAUUUAUAUAGUUUAGGUUGGUUUGAUUGAGGACUACAGUGGUGGACUUGUUAGGAUUUAUGAAAAUCCAUCUUGUUUGGCCUGAUUUAUCAUAGUAACAGUAUAUGAUUCUGGAUAUAUAGCAAGGAUUAGCUA
Messenger RNA from Carica papaya (papaya), 3549 nucleotides. Lineage: Eukaryota; Viridiplantae; Streptophyta; Magnoliopsida; Brassicales; Caricaceae. The record is from RefSeq and is a predicted model, not a curated record.